Messenger RNA from Pichia kudriavzevii, 5052 nucleotides. RefSeq lists its product as uncharacterized. Gene Ontology annotation, molecular function: ATP hydrolysis activity; ABC-type peptide transporter activity; ATP binding. The coding region runs from base 1 to 5052 and encodes 1683 amino acids. NCBI's taxonomy places the organism in Eukaryota, Fungi, Ascomycota, Pichiomycetes, Pichiales, Pichiaceae. The record is from RefSeq and is a predicted model, not a curated record. The transcript has a single exon. Gene Ontology annotation, biological process: transmembrane transport. Gene Ontology annotation, cellular component: fungal-type vacuole; fungal-type vacuole membrane.
AUGUCCAACUCCACAUGCGAUGUUGUGUGGCAGGUCGACGAUUUUACUCGUUGUUCAAGACACGAUAUCUUGGAAUUAAAAAUUCCACUGGUUUUGACUAUUUUGUCUGUUAUUUCUAUUGGUUACUACUUGGCAAAGAAUAAUUGGCUUUCCUCUAGCAACAUUAAGCUAGAUUAUAAAUUUUCUAACAACGACAGCUCUCUCGGUCCAGACUUGGCUCAAAAUUAUGGAUCAGUUGAAAACUCUAAUACUGAAAAUCCUGAUAAGAAAACCAAUAUUAUUGAUGCCCAUUUUGAUAUGAAUUACCUCUCGGGAAGUUCCACGCAAGACAUGAAGGUCACUACAAAAACUGUUUUCAGGUCGAACUUUGAUCGUUCCAUGCUGGCCCUGCUGGAAUUCCUCUCUUUAUGCCAGUUAGUUGUGGCAGUUUCUCCUUUUGUCAUGAAAGACUUGGCAAGAGAAUGGCAAGACAACACUCUAGUACCUUGGGCUAACGCUUUUUUUUGGACCUACUUUUUUCUUCUAACUACGUUUAGAUUGAAAUGUUCAUCAACUGGAUUACCUGAAAAAUACCCUGAUUUAUGGUACCACAGUUUCAAUCUGAUCUUUGUCUACUUUUUCAGCGCUUUAUUCUUGAUCAGAUCUGCCUUGCUAAAUCACACCCUGAAUAAACUAUCAAAAGAUUUUUAUAUCGUCGAAUUUCUAUUAGUUUCUGCCAUGUUUUUGAUAUUAGGUUCCGACAAGUUUGGUGAUAGGCCCAUUACUGUUUAUGUCACCCAGGGUUUAACUCCUUCUCCGGAACCUAUGGCUUCAUUUUUCAGUGUUAGUUCCUACUCUUGGCUUGAAGAUAUGAUUUAUGCAGCUAAAAAAGUCACACCAACUGUGAAAGAUGUCUGGAGUUUGAAAUUAGAAGAUAAUGCUUAUGCCGUAAUAUUGAAGUUUCAUAAGGUUAAAUUCCAUUCAAGGUUUGCUGUCAAUCUAUUCUACCAGUUCCGUAAAUUGUUUCUUUAUCAAACAAUUUGUACUUCUGCAGAAGCUGUACUCACAUUUUUUCCAUCAAUGUUAUUGAAGAAGAUUUUGGAAUAUGUUGAAAGCCCAGAUACUGAGUCUGCAAGUCUUGCUUGGUUGUUUGUUAUUCUUAUGGCCAUCUCUUCCCCAAUCACAUGUGCCUUGUCUGGUCGUGGUCUUUAUCUUGGUAGAAGAAUUUGCACGAGAAUGAGAGCAGUUUUAAUUGGUGAAGUAUAUUCUAAGGCUUUAAGAAGACAAAUCUCGAGCUCUUCGAAGAUUACUGACAAUGAAAAGGAAGAAUCAGAUUCUCCUCCAUAUACUGGUGCAAGUGCUACAUCUAACACCCUAGUUAGUUCCAAUGGGUCCCAAAAAGACACCAAAUCAGAUGAAGAGGAGAAAUCGACACGUGAUUUGGGCUCUAUCAUCAAUUUGAUUGCCGUUGAUUCCUUCAAAGUUUCAGAGAUAUGUGGUUAUUUACAUUAUUUUGUAAAUUCAUUUAUUAUGACUGUCAUUGCAAUUGCCGUUCUUUACAGUUUGUUAGGCUGGGCGGCAUUGGCAGGUGCGUUAACUAUUAUCCUUAUGAUGCCAUUGAACUACAAAUUAAGUAUGACAUUGGGAAACUUCCAAAAGGAAAUGCUUAAGGUUACUGAUUCAAGAAUCCAAAAGUUGAACGAGGCAUUCCAAAAUAUCAGAAUCAUCAAAUACUUUGCAUGGGAAAAUAAAUUUAUUGAACAAAUUAUCGAUGUUAGAUCAAAAGAGUUGAAUAUCCUUUUCAAUAGAUGUUUGGUUUGGGUUGUUUCCUCGUUUGUAUGGUUUUUAACUCCUACAAUUGUCUGUUUGGUUGCAUUCUACUGCUACACAAUCAUUGAAGGCAAACAGUUAACAACCCCAAUUGCAUUCACUUCAUUGUCUCUUUUCAGUUUGUUACGUGCACCACUAGAUCAAUUCGCUGACAUGCUUUCCUUUGUUGUUCAGUCUAAGGUUUCUUUGGAAAGAAUUGAAGAAUUUUUGAAAGAACCAGAAACAACUAAAUACGAACAAUUGGUUAUGGAAAGAGACGAAAAUUCUCCUGAUGUUGGUUUCCAGAAUGCGACUUUCUCUUGGUCCACCUCAUCAAAUGCGCCAAAUGAUUUCAAGCUUAGAUCUAUUGAUAUUGCAUUCAAGAAGAACAAAUUGAAUGUUGUUAUUGGAUCAACGGGUUCUGGUAAAACAUCCCUAUUACUUGCUUUAUUAGGUGAGAUGAAUUUAAUCGAAGGUAAAGUGUUUUUACCUGCUUGGACUCCUAGAGAUGAUUUAAUAGUUGACUCAAGAACAGGCUUAACGGAGUCUGCUGCUUAUUGUUCUCAGAGUGCGUGGUUAUUGAAUGGUACCAUCAGGGAGAAUAUUUUAUUUGCUGCUCCUUAUGAUGAAAAGCGUUACAAACAAGCGAUUGAAGCUUGCGGCUUAAAACGUGAUUUUGAAAUUUUAGCAGCUGGUGAUAAAACGGAAAUUGGUGAAAAGGGUAUUACUUUGUCUGGAGGACAAAAACAACGUGUCUCUCUUGCCAGAGCACUAUACAGUAACGCUUCAUAUGUUCUAUUAGACGAUUGCCUCUCUGCUGUUGAUUCUCAUACUGCGGUCCACAUUUAUGAGAACUGUAUUACUGGCCCACUGAUGGCUAAUAGAACAUGUAUUUUAGUUUCACAUAAUAUUGCAUUAACUAUCAAGGACGCAGAGCAUGUUGUGGUUAUGGACAAUGGUAGGGUGAAAACACAGGGUACUGUUGAUGAAUUGAUCAAAGAAGGCGUCUUUGAUGAAGAAGCUACUGCUUCCGUUAUGCAAUCUCGCUCAGCUUCUACUGCUAACUUGAAUGCUUUGGUGAAUGAAGAAUCCGACGCAUUGCAUUCGCAUUUGCUUAACUCUACUAUUGCGGCACUUGCAUCAGAUCACAAUGCUGAUCAAAUUGACUCCAUCCCCGUUGAAGAUGAAAAUAUUGACAAAUCAGGUAAAUUGAUUGAUGAAGAAACAAAAUCCGAUGGUUCCGUUUCCUUAGAAGUUUAUAAAGCCUAUAUCAAUUUAUUUGGUGGUACCUAUUUUUGGAUUCUUCUUGCUAUUGUCUUAUUAAGCACUCAGUUAGUGAAUAUUUAUCAAUCCUAUUACUUGAGAAUUUGGUCCAUGGCUGAGAAUGAAAGAAAUGGCAUUACUGUUCUCACUGCAAUUAUUUCAGAAAUUCCAAACAAAGUGUAUGCAAAAUCAGAUUUUGCAUGGGAUAAUGUUCUAAAUGUUUUUAAAUCAAUUGAUUGGCAUAAACCCAUUAUAAAGACAAGAUACAACGAUUUUGAUGUUUCAAAGAUGUCUGCGAUUCACUCGACAAUGUAUUACCUCGUUGUCUACUCUCUUAUUGGUCUUGUUUAUUCAUCUAUUGGCUCUCUAAGAAUUAUUAUGGUUUAUAUUGGAGGUUUAGGAGUCUCACGUAAAAUUUUUAAACAGUUAUUGCAGAAGGUGAUGAGAGCGGAGGUAAGGUUUUUUGAUUCGACACCAAUUGGUCGUAUAAUGAACAGAUUUUCAAAGGACAUGGAAAGUAUUGACCAAGAAUUAGCACCAUAUUCAGAGGCGUUUGUCGUUGACAUACUUAGCUGUCUCAGUACCAUUGUUUUGAUUACAUGGAUUACACCUGCAUUUUUAAUUUUUGGUGUUUUUGUCUCGAUUCUUUUCGGUUAUGUUGGUAUUCUCUACUUGAAUUUAUCUAGAGAGUUGAAACGGUUUGAGUCUAUAACCAGAUCUCCGAUCAAUCAGCAUUUUACCGAAACUUUAACCGGAGUUACUACUAUUAGAGCUUAUGGUGACGAAAGAAGAUUUUUGGUUCAGAAUAUGCAGAAGAUUGAUACAAAUAACAGACCAUUUUUCUUUGUUUGGGCGAAUAAUAGAUGGAUGUCUUUUAGGGCUCAAUUUACGGGAUCCUCUAUUGUCGCCAUCUCAGCUGCUCUUGCAGUGUUAGCAGCUCGUCAAAUUGAUUCAGGUCUAGCAGGUAUUUCUUUGUCGUUUGCAGCAUCUUUUUCCACCAGUGCUUUAUGGGUUUUACGUUGUUAUGCGGAUGUCGAGAUCAAUAUUAAUUCAGUUGAAAGAGUUCAAGAAUAUAUUACUGAUAUUAAGGAAGAAAGCGCAACUGAGACUCCUUUUGAUCCCCCUGCUUCAUGGCCCGAGCAUGGUGAGAUUUCGGUUGAGGGACUAUCACUCAGAUACGCUCCAAAUCUGCCACUUGUCAUUAAAGACAUUUCUUUCCACGUGAAUUCUGGUGAGAAGGUUGGUGUUGUUGGUAGAACAGGUGCCGGUAAAUCUACUAUUAUUACUAGUUUUUUCAGAUUCAUUGAACCUGCCCAGGGUAAAAUUGUCAUUGAUGGUGUUGAUAUAACUAAGAUUGGUUUGAAUUCUUUGAGAAGAGGUUUGGCCAUCAUUCCACAAGAGCCAACUCUUUUUACUGGUUCACUAAGAAGUAACCUUGACAUGUUCAACGAAAGUGAUGAUCUAUCUAUCUAUGAAUCAUUAAGACGUGUCGGUUUGAUUUCCAGAGACGAAUAUAACAGCCUCAGAACUGUCAUCGAAAGUGGCCAGUCUUUGGAAGAAUACAAUAAGUCCAAUGAGAACAGUGAAGAAAAUGUCAAUAAGUUUACUAAUUUAGAAGCCGAGGUUACUGAAAAUGGUGGUAAUUUAUCUCAAGGUGAAAGACAGCUAAUUUGUUUGGCAAGAUCCCUAUUGAAAAGUCCAAAAAUUUUGCUACUAGAUGAAGCUACAGCAUCUAUUGAUUAUGAAACUGAUGCGAUGAUUCAAAACACAAUCAGAGAAGAAUUCUCUGAAAGUACUAUUCUAACUAUUGCUCAUAGAUUGAAGACAAUCAUAGACUAUGAUAAAAUUUUGGUUUUGGAUCACGGUAAUGCUAAAGAAUAUGAUCAUCCUUACAACUUAAUUACAAAGGAAGGAUCUCAGUUCAGAUCCAUGUGUCAAGACACUGGUGAAUUUGAUGAACUUGUUCGUUUGGCAAAAGAAGCAUAUGAUGCCAAAAAAUAA